UAUACAUAUUAUUGUUUGUUAUUUUUGACUUAUAACGUAUCGAUGAUUGUGAUGACGAUCUUACGAUUAAAUUAUGGUUAUUAUUAUUACUAGCCCAGAUGCCGCCGUCUUCCGUCCACUAUAUCGCCGGAGUCAGAUUUUCACUAUUAUUCAAUUUCAUUUUCGUAGUUACACCGUUUAUUUGUUUGUGUAAACCGAAAGCUACCGUUGGCGCGUACCCUCCCGGGGAAAGUUCGUCGUAUUCCAACCUUUGUUUAGUAAUACUUCUUUUUUUUACCACUAGAACAGUUUUCAACAUCGGUGGGGUAAAUAUUCCUUCUGAAAAUUCUGUCUACUAGCUCUAUUGUCCUGUAAGGAUUGUUUUUUCAUCAAAAUGUAUAGCGUCCGUCAAACGAACUGCUAGAUUUCGAAGUAUGAAUUUGAUUUUUUGUUUUUUACUGAACACUGGCAAUCCAUUGAUAAAUCGAUUAAUUUUGUCCAUUACCAGAUAUUUAUUGAUUUCGUAUUUCUGUACUACAUCUAUGUAAUAUGGGGGAGUAGUAAUAAUGUUCUUUGAAAUUGCAGUUCUUCCAUGUGAGGGACAUAUUAAAAUUGGCAAAGAAAAAGUAAUUAUCAUAGGUAUACGAGUAUGUAUAGGCCACCUGGAAGCGAUAUCACCAUUUUUCGUCAUUAAUAGUCCUCCACAUGGCUUUUUAAAACCCAAAUCAACUGAUAUGGCUUUAUGGUCGAAGUAACAUAUGUACUGUUGAUCGUAUUGCGGGUCCCUAUCUUUAAUGAUUUUUCAGCUGCGUUAGAUACUGUAAAUCACAGCCAGCAAAAACUGUUUCGCGGCACCGCUCUUAGAGUUAUUAGUAUAUAUAAUGAUCGUAUCUAUGCUAUGUGCAUGAUGCAGAUGGUAGGAAAAACUUGGUGACCAUUAGGCAUAUGAGUAUCAUAUCAUAUCAUAUGGUGGUGGUGACGCGUAAACUGUACAGUCAGGGGUACCACAGGGUUCAAUUUUAGUCCCCACAUUGUUUCUAUAUAAGCAACGACCUUGAGUCGCAUCUCUUGGAAAAUGACAACUGUGAUAAUAUAAUCGUCAUUUCAUAAGCUGACGACACUAACAUGUCCUAAAAACUUGAUUCGUCCCAGGGUGAAGGGGCUCUGGAAAGCCUGAUAUCGACAUCCCGGAAUGCAAGAAGUAUUGGAGGAAUAUUUUUAACAAUUUGAUCAUGCACAACAAAUACUGGCAAUUUCCCUAGUCCUUAUCUAAAUACUUCCUUCAGUUGAUUUACUCCACCUCAUCAUCCCAUUGAUAAGAACAUUCUGACUGUACAACAGAGUUUAUUGAAUGUUAUAGCCAUAGGCUGUAUUUCAUAGUUUAAAAAACCUCAAGCAAACAAAAAUUAUUUAGAGAAAGUAAUUAUAAUCACAUGCAGCAAACAAAUGAACAUAAUCUUGUGUAAUUAAAGAUAAUUAAGCACCUUGUAUCCAACGUCAGCUAAUGAAUAAACAAAUCAGGUUUGGUAUGAGACUUUUCCCAGAGUAUGUAGUAUUUUUAAUCCAAUUGAAGAUGUGGUGCACUACGAAUUAAAUUUAGAUACAGUACCGAUUGGUUACAAAGCCACCAAUAGUUUUGUUAGCGAAUGAGAAUCUCAACUUGACCUAUUUAAAUUAUUUGGCAUUGACUGGUCACACGAGCAUCAUAUGAAAACAUCUGCCACCAUGUCGGCGAAUAUUCAGGAAAUAAGUAAAAAAAAUGGUCUAGUUCUAUAUUUCCACCCAUACUCGUAUUACUCGCACAAGGUGUUAAUGGCACUCCACGAGAAGCACUUACAGUUCGAUUCAAUCAUCAUAAAUCUCGUUAAUGAAACGCAAUACGAGCCGUGGUUUUUGAAAAUAAACCCGCGAGGCGAGGUGCCCGUCCUCCAAGAUACCGGGAAAGUGAUUCCGGAUUCGACCCGCAUCAUCGACUACUUAGAGGACAACUUCAGCAACGGUGACACACCACGACUACUCCCGAUAAACAAGGGGGUCGAAGUGCGGCAAAAAGUGAUACAUUUCCGGUCGCUUAUCGAUCCCUUACCCGCACGAAUAUUAACAAUGGGGUCGUUUCAUCACACAGAUUUUGUAUGUGGACCACGGCCACCUUUCAUUGGUCCAGUUCGCUCCAUGCUUUCAAAUGCUGAUAAAAAUGUCGCUACUGUACUUAAGGAACUGGCAGAGAAAUAUCCGGAAUAUCGAGAGAUCUUACUAAACAAAGCAGCGAUUCACGAACAGAAAAGUGGAAUGAUAAUUGAAAAGGCAGAGUAUCAAAAGGUGCUAAAGCAAUUCGAUGAUGCACUUGUGGAGGUUGAGAGUGAGCUGGCAUCGCAUACUGAGGGUACAGAAAACUGGUGGCUAUGCUGCGGACAAUUCACAAUAGCAGAUAUAGGACUAGCCAUUCUGUUGGAGCGGCUAAACCAACUUGGUUACGCAUCGUAUUAUUGGCGCAAUAAUAAAAAGCCAAAUAUUGAAAAGUAUUACGCCAGAGUGCAGCAAAGAGAUUCUUUCAAGAAGACGAUUCCAAAUAUUAAAUUUCACACACAAAUGUUUCUUUCCACAUACAAAAAGCAGCUCGCAAUAAGUAUAGGUGUCGGUUUAUGUGUAGCGAUUUUACUAGGAGGUGCCUACAUAAUUUUUAAACCUGAAAAUUAAUUAAAGAAUGCUCAAUAGUAGAUAAGGUGAUUGUACAACAAUUUAUUUUUAUAAGAGAUAAAAGCCAUAAUAAUUUA
Photinus pyralis (common eastern firefly) is the source of this 2753-nucleotide messenger RNA. It is a transcript of the gene Gdap1, whose product is annotated as ganglioside-induced differentiation-associated protein 1. The record is from RefSeq and is a predicted model, not a curated record. NCBI's taxonomy places the organism in Eukaryota, Metazoa, Arthropoda, Insecta, Coleoptera, Lampyridae. Gene Ontology annotation, biological process: mitochondrial fission; mitochondrial fusion. Gene Ontology annotation, cellular component: mitochondrial outer membrane. The transcript is spliced from 6 exons. Bases 1687 to 2676 code for a protein of 329 amino acids.